AUGUCUGCCGGCUUGUUCGACAACACUGAUGGCGGAGCGCCCCCUGCAGCGACUGAACAAGUUGCGGGCAGGCGCACAAAACUGUUUCCGUGGGAUUCAGUUGCCACCCAGCUCUUCGAGCCGCACGGCGAAAGCGCCCUGGAUGCCAUGUCCCUGAAACAAAUUUGGGAAGCUGCCAUGAAGGGGAACAAGAAAGCGGCAUAUCACUCCCACCUAUGCGCCGACAAGACAACCGACGCAUGGCAUGUGGGCGCAGGCAUCUCCCUCACUGCCGCAUCCUUGCUCGCAGCCAUAAAGCACUUCCGAAACCCGGACAUCAAGAAGAUCAUCGUGCCGGAGCUCUACGCCAAAGUUGAGAACGAACUCCAAGCUUUGGAGCCCAAACUGCAGCUGCUGAAUUUGGGCAAGGGGUCACAAAGCCAGAAAGACAUCGGGUCCUUUCGGGCCGCGAAGCGCCUCAAAGCCACUGGCGCUGGAUCUGAGGGCGCCCUGGCAACGGAGGCUGAUGUCAUGGAGGCGACCAAAUUCUUUUACAACUGGCUCGCCCAGCCCAAGAGCGCCUUUCGGUCCAUGCUCUUUCUCUUGGCCGACUUCGUUGCCGCAAUGACAGCUCGGCUCCAGCGUGCCCCUGAGCCCGCCACCGCAAGCACAGCUGGUAACUUACAGCUUGUACUCUUGGACGCUUGCCAAAGCACGAUGAAGUUUGUCGAGUUUGAAACCAAGGGUCGCGAGUAUUCCUUUCAAUCGCCUCCUGUCAUGAGCACGCCGGCUACCGGGUUCCGCAAUCUUGGCGCCUCAUGCUUUGUGAACGCAGGCCUCCAGCUGGUCUUCGCAGUCCCGGGCUUUGUCGAAGCCGUUGCCAAUGGUCACUCGGAGACAGAAAAGGCAGUGAAGGCAGCUGCGGAGUUGUUGAUUCACCACCCGCGUAGCAGCUCGGUGCCCACAAGCGUGACAGACAUCUUCUAUCGUGGAGUCCAAGAAGACAUGGCCGAGUUUGUG
Messenger RNA from Symbiodinium pilosum, 999 nucleotides. The record is from the annotation of a GenBank genome assembly. Lineage: Eukaryota; Dinophyceae; Suessiales; Symbiodiniaceae.